Globicephala melas (long-finned pilot whale) is the source of this 13286-nucleotide messenger RNA. It is a transcript of the gene SZRD1, whose product is annotated as SUZ RNA binding domain containing 1. The record is from RefSeq and is a predicted model, not a curated record. Lineage: Eukaryota; Metazoa; Chordata; Mammalia; Artiodactyla; Delphinidae.
UCAGAUUGGAGCAGAAUGAUAGUGUGGAAUUUUAAAACUGCACGUUAUUUGUGAAAAGCCCAUAAAAGGUAGUGGGCAUUAGACUAAUGUGAAACAUAGUAUUUACUCAGGCAGUAACACUGUUAUUAAUCCAAAAAUUUAGAAGAAUUACAUUAGUGACUGUGCUGUGGCAUAGAUUCCCUUAGAGUGCGUGUCUGUCUGUUCACAGAAAACAUCUAGGCCAUUCUCUUACCCUCCGUGCACCAUUUCUAUUCAGUCAUUUAACAGCCAUCGGGUGCCAACUUGUGUUCCAUGCUUGAGUGAGAGGUUUUUGUUCUGUGGCUUCCUACCCCCUCCAGAGAGUUGAUGGUGCCCUCAGAAUACAGUUUGUUGUGCUUGCCUAAAUAUACUUUGGGUUUUUCAUAAAAACAAAAAAUUUUAAACACAACUCAGCAUCAGUCAUAAUGAGUGUCAGUGUCAGACUCGAUUUAAAUUCAGCUUCAUAUGGUUAGGCUAGCUUCAUCUUGCUCACAGGAAACAAAAAUAAGGACAUGGAGAGACAAGAAGUAAGAGAGAAAAACAUUUCAGGGGAUACUAACCAAAAAAAAAAAACUGGCAUAGCUUUAUUAAUGUGAAAUAAUAGAUUUUAAGGUAAAGAAGAUUACUUCACAAUGAUAAACUUUAAUGUACUAGAAGGAAUAAUUCUUGAUUCUUUCUGUAGUCCAUAGAUCAAACAAAUCAGUAAGAAUGUAGAAGAUUUGAAUAAUAUGGUUAACCAGCUUGAACUGCAGAAGAAAUACAGAGCAUUUGUGAAAACUAGCUACACGCUGAGCUCUGAGAUGGAACUCAGCAAAUUUCAAAAACGUUUUACUAAGGAAAUAGACAGACGGUUGGAAAAAAAACUGAAGAUCACACAAAAGGAGAGCAGGAAAUGCAAAUCUCCUCCCAAAGUGCCCAUUGUGAUUCAGGACGGUAGCCUUCCCACGGGGCCCCCUCCACAGAUUCGCAUCCUCAAGAGGCCCACCAGCAACGGUGUGGUCAGCAGCCCCAGCUCCACCAGCAGGCCAGCCCUUCCCGUCAAGUCCCUAGCACAGCGGGAGGCAGAGUACGCGGAGGCCCGGAAGCGGAUCCUGGGCAGUGCCAGCCCCGAGGAGGAGCAAGAGAAACCCAUCCUCGACCGGCCAACCAGGAUCUCCCAACCUGAAGACAGCAGGCAGCCUAACAAUGUGAUCAGACAGCCUUUGGGUCCUGAUGGAUCACAAGGCUUCAAACAGCGCAGAUAAACGCGGGCAGGGAAGGAUGCCGCCGCCACCGCCGUCACCACCUCCUGGGUCGUCCGCUGCGGGUCGCAUUGCCGUGGCAGACAGCUGGACUUGAGCAGAGGGAACGACCUGACUUACUUGCACUGUGAUCCCCUUUGCUCCGCCCACUGUGACCUUGAACCCCAUGCACUGUGACCUCCCUUUCCCCCCCUUCCCACUGUGAUUGGCACUUCUACAAGGGCUGUCCCAAGUCCAUGGAAAGGGAAAGGGUGGGGGUUAGAGGAGGGUUGGGGGGACCCACCAAGGACUCAGAGUAGAGUCAGACAGUGCCACUUGGCCACUUGGGGUGAAGCCAGUGCCAGCAAUAACAGUUUAUCAUGCUCAUUAAUUUGGGAUUUCAAAACACAAAUGAGAACUCCCGUCCACCCACCCUCAAGUGCAUGUCUUCAUCACUUAAAAGCAAGUUCCAUUUGAAGAUAUCCUUUCUUUUUUUUUUCUUUCCUUCCUAUUUUUGUUUGUUUAUACAAAUAUUUGAUUUGCAAAAAAAAGUACAUGGGAGGGGUUUUAGCAGUUUAAUGAAUUUUUAAUUGAGAAAGGGUAGUUUGGUAGUCUACUUAAAAAUGUUUCUGGUCAAUCCACUAGAAACAUUAACCAAUAGGAUUUUGGUGAGCUUAGCUUCUGUAUUCCUACUGCCGCCGAGAAAAGGGGCAGGGCUCUGCAGCCCAGGACAGAUGAGCACCCCAUGCCUAUACCUCCCUCCCCCCAACUAAGUACCAGAGCAUCUGGGCCCUACCUGGAGACUGGGCCAGCUCUGUAGGCUCAGAGAGCCUGGGGAGGGUGCCAACCCCUCACCUUUAGUAUUUUGGGAGAUAGGGAAAGUGAACAGACUUUCCCUUCCAAAACCCCUCAGGGUGGUUCCCUACCAGCUGGGCUUACUACUUCUAGAAGAGGGCAGGGAGUGAGGCUGCACUCCCGGGCUUUAGGAGUGAGGCUGCAAGCCUUGCUCAGUAUUUUGCUGUCAGCACAAGGAAAGCCAGGAGAGAGUCUGACUCCAGGACUCUGAGCCUCCUGCCUAGUGUGGUCAGAAGGUAGGUGGGUCUUCCCACUCCAGCAAGGCUUAGAACUCUCAGGGGUCUGUGGAGCACCAUCUCUGUUGAUGGCAUCAGCUCAGUAACUCUACCCGGUACAUUUCCCUUGUGAAAUCACUACCUUGGGAGCAGACCAUUCUGAAUAACAUUUGGGGAAAGACAAGCUGUGCAUUGCAAAGACUGGUAAUGACAGACGGGUUCCCCAUAGGCCUAGGUUACCCUCGACCCCUUUUUCCAGAGCAAGGGCCUGGAAUGAAGGCAGUUUCCCCUCGGUCUUUGGAGCCUGGAGAUUUGCUUUGGCUCUUUGAGGUGGAAGAGGCUUAGGGGGCCCAGCCCAGAGCAGCUGUGUGUGUACAAUCUGGUCCCUCUCAGGCUGUCCGAUCUCUUCCGUUCCACUUCGCCUUAUAUCCCUCAGCCAGCCAGACGGCCUCCUUGCUCAGCAGAUGAGUUUUGGAGUGGUUGGUGUGACAUUUGUGAUUAGGGCAGCUCGCGGUGGCCAAGGUGGCAAGCUAGGUCUUGCAGGCUCACUCCACCUUUGGUUUGCUGGCUCUCAGCCUUGCCCUGUGGGGAUGUCAGCCGGGCCCAGCAAGCCUUGGCCCACUACAUCUUCCCAUUAGGAGGAAAGGUCAGCUGUCGGUUAAGUCAGUAACUAGUCCAUAGCACAGGCUUAUAACUGCGUGAAGCCAGGAUAUUGUCCGUGAGCAGAGCUGGAACAAAGCUUCAGUCAGUAAGAACCCACAGAACAUUGAAUGGUGCCCACAUUGCUGUUCUGAGGGGAAGUGACCUCCAGGAGUGGGCAAGGGAGAAGGUUGCUGCUGUCUUUACAGUUCCACUGCCCUGACCAAGUUUCUGCAUUCUAAACGGAUAGUGUCCAUCCCUCAUGUAAUAGUGGUUUCUGGCCCAAGAGACUGUCCUUUUCAGUUGGAGAAGGUACAGAGGUAGGCCAGGUGGGAAGGCCAGAAGUGCUGAUUGCUCAGCUGUCGGGACCACCUGUCCUUGCUGCCCUCCUCUAGUGGGAGCCAAGGGGAGGCUGGCUGAUGGGUGUCUGUGGAUCAAGGAUGUAGUAGGGACUGAUGCUCCCACCUCCCUGCGGCCAAAGAUGGGGCUCUGCCCGCUGUGUGCCUAUCACCACCCACCAGCGGUCAUGUCCUGGCUUCCCAGAUGGAGAGGUGACAGGCAACAUUUUAAAGAGAAAGAAAUGAAAACAGGAAACUAUUGUGUUGGGGGGAGGUGGGAGGGGAGAUGAGAGAACGGUUUGGAUUUUGUGUGUGUGUUUGUGGUUGUUUUGGGGUUUUUUUUGGGGGGGUAGUUGUCUGUAACUUUCCUUAAGUGCUUUUUUUUUUUUUUUUUUUUUUUUAAUUUUUUAAAAGUAAGCUGCAGGCUUUGGCUUGGAAAACCCCAGGGGAGUUGGGGGCAGAAACCUGAGGCUGCUGCCCCUUUAUCUGCCUUCAUGGUACUGUCCCCUUCCCCCAGCUCCUCCCUGACUCCGUGAGCCAGGCCUCAGACCUUCCAGCUAACUGCUUCCCAUGAGCCACUACUCUGAUGUCAGCCUAUAACCAAAGGAGCUGGGGGUCUGGGCCUGGUGACCAACCCUUCUCCGCCCACUCAGUCAGGGUGCUCCCCACCUGCAGGCAGGAGGCAACACCCUAUCUGCUACCAUCAGCCCCUUCCAGAGCCCACUGCCUCACCCCACCCUGUCUAGCCCAGCCGUACCCUGCUCUGCCCCAUCUGGGGAUGCUCUGCUCAGGGAUGGGCCGGCAGGGCUGCCCCAGCCUCCCUGGUAGGCAGAGACUCUGGAAACCUCUGGGGUCCUGUUUUCGGCCAUGUGAUCCCAGGGGUGCAUAUGGGCCCCUUGGGUAUCUGAACAGAAGGGCAUGGGAGGGAGGGCCGCACCCCUGCAGUCCUGCUCUGCUGGUCUAGCGGGUAGCUGCCCACCCUACCCCACCCCGCACCGCGGGCUCCUGAGUUGGCAGAUUAAGCAUUUUAUAAAUUGUAUUUUAAAUACAUGUUUUAAACUUGUCAGAACCUUGUCCUCAUUUCAGUUUCUGGCCUCCUAACCUCUUGCUGUGGCUGCUUGUUUAACCACUGGGAAGCUAUCUCUGCUCAGUCCUAGGGAGGGGCUCUCGCUUUGAGUAAUAGGCCUGGGGUGGUGUAUGGAUUGGGGCCACGGACCCACAUGCUUAGGCUCCAAGGGAAGGGCACCCCUGGGUCCUGGCCCUCUGUUGGUGAGAGCAUGGCUGAGGCCCCUCCUGCCCUUCCACAGGGUCUGUCCGUUUUAGGGGCCAGUGUCUUUCCCAGGUACUUCCAUUAUGUUCACCAUUCCCUUCAAGCAAGUGGGAAAGAGAAUUCCUGCCCUUAUGGGACUCCUAGUCCAAGGCGUGGAGGCACCCAUCUGAGAAUAGUCCCAGCUCUGUGCUUUGAGAGUGCACAGGAGGUCAAGACUUUGAACCCAGGGCCACCUCUAGCAGGACUCCUGACCCUCGGCGGUGUUUUGAGGCGAGUCUUGCUUCAGGGGCUCCGAAGCCUGAGGGAGACUGAGGCCCUCCGCUCUGAGAGCCGAGUGGAAGGGUGAAAACCUGGGGCCUUCCCUGGCACCAGGCACAGAGGCUGAGGUUCUUGUUGUUUAUUGGCUUACCAGGCCACAAAAGCAAAAUCCAGCAGCAGUCCCUGCCUGAUGACCCGUCCGUCUGCAGGCCCUGAUUGCUAAGCUGCCCAGAGUCAGGACUCCGCAGGGUCAGUGGGUUCGAGCUGGCACAGAACUGAGCCACUUUUCGGCUGUCAGAGCUGGGUUCCCUAGGGAGAGAGGUGGAAGAGAAGGGUGGGAGGAAGUGAACCACCCCAUGUACCCAAGGGGAGAGGAGUCCUUCCCAGGGAGGUGAUGGGGCCAGCAGUCGGGCUUAGAGGCCUGAUUCCAAGUCCAGUGUUCUUUUAUCCCAGGAUGCCUGGAAGAGGACUGCUGCAGGGGAAGCUUCCCUCCACCCAGCUGCUAAGCCUGUUUCCUACUACUCCUAACAUGGAAUCAGACUCAGGCAAAGGACUUAAACCCCCUGCAUGAGAAAGGCAGGUAGUGCUACCGAGUCCCGGGCACAGAAAGGCGUAAGUACCAUGACUUAGGAACAAUCUACCUGGGACACAGACACUCAAAGGUUAGUUUCUUCCCCCUUCCAUCCUUUCCCCUUUUUCCUCCCUGGAACAACAGUCUCUGAGGCAUCUCUUGGAAGGAUGGAUUUCCCUUGGGUUAGGCCAGGGACUUCAUAAGGAAGGAGGUGGAUGGGCCUGGGCUGCAGUCCCUGCCCUCUGGGUACCCACCUGCUUCCUUGAGAUCUAGUCUGGAAGAAGAGGCUACGGGUGUCAGGGCCCAGGCUUGGGGGGGUACACAGCUCCAGCAUGUAGUGGCUGCCCUGCUUCCGGCGGACCGUAUUGUCCAGCCUCGGGCAGAGUGGGAUGCAAGGCACCUGGGCAUAGGGGCUUUGCAGGUUGGCAACUGGCAAAGGUGGAAGAGGCAGGAGAGGGGAAUGUUUCAGAGCACGUCCAGUGCUGGGAGGCAGGCAGACCCAUGUGAAAUCCCAGCUUUGCCACAUAACGACCGGGGUGGGUUUGGGCAAGUAACUUAACCUCUCUGAGCUUCUGCAUAAGCUGGAGCUGAUGGUGGUAUCCGCCUCAGAGUUGAUGAUGAGGAUUAAAGGGAUAAUAUAUGCAAAGCACUCAGCUAAAUGCUGAGAACAGUGUAAGGGCUAAUACCUGCUUAAAAAGGAGCACAUGUCUUUGGGAUGAGUCCUGGCAGAGUCUGAUAGGCACACUCUACAGACUCUAGAAAGCUUCUAGCCCAUCACUUGGCACACAGUAGAAGUCUACUAUUAUGGGAAGGUAACCUUGCCCAGAGGAAAGAGCACAGGUUUUAGAGUCAGACCUGGGUAUAAUCUCCCCUUUCUGACACAUGCUAGCUGUGGGACCUUGGGCAAGUUGCUUAAACUUCAGUUUUCUCAUCGUGAAUACGUGGGGUAAGUAUGUGAUUAUGAGGAUUAAAUUCUAGCAUGUCUGCAAAGGGCUUAGCAUAGUGAGUGACCCCAGAGGGUGCUCAAUAAAUGAUGAGGUGGGAUUGCUAAGCACUCUUCCUCCUCAGUCCAGGCUCUUGGGACCAACCUGUGCUCAGGGCUAAGGCUCAGGGGAAAGGGUGUGCGGAAGGCUGGAGAUGGGUGGUGAUUAUCAGCCAGCUGGCUGAUGGCACACAGUUAAGCCCGAAGUGGGAAACCAUGUCUCAGCUCCUGGGCCUGGCUGUGUGGCACCCAGGGCCCUCACCAUAGUUCUGCUGCUUCAGCUGGCUCAGGAUCCUGAGGGCUCUUCGUUCUGGGACUUCCAAGGAGUCUGCCUGCUGCGGGUUGUAGGGAAGCUUCUUCUGGGACUGCAGCCGGCCAAUGGCCGGUUCCAUCUCUCGGGCCUUACAGGUGCCUUCCUUCAGCUUCUUCUGGUAAUAGCUGGGGAGGCAGUGCCACCCAGCUCAGCCCAGCCGUGUUUAAUUCACCCUCCUCCUCCCUCACUCUUUCUGAGCCCCUGUUCUGUCUGGCCAGCUCAGGAGCAGGGCCACAAGAGAUCUGGGUUUUAGUCCUGGCUCAACUAUUAACUUCCUGUAACUGUGGGCGAGUCACUGCUCUGCUCUGGGUCUCGGUCACCCCUAUAAAGUGGGGGGAAAUGGUUAUCUCUGCCAGUCAUUGGAAGUCACUUCUCUAAGCAGAUCAGUCAGCGUUUUUUAUGGGGUUAAAAACAAAGAUUAAAUAACAAGACCCAUUAAGCAUUCAGCAAAUUGACUCAAGGAAAGAGCUUGGUAAAUGUUGCCCAUGAUUUCUAUCACUGGUAUUUUUACUUAGAUGUGCAAGUGCUUUGUAAGCCAGCUGUGCAGUUAACUCCUCCUCAUCUUCCAGAUCGCAGUUUAAAGGCUAUCUCUUCCAGAAAGUCCUCUCUCCUCCAAUAGAUGGGUUAGGCUCCCACUAUAGGCCCCCUGACAACUUGUACUUAACCCUAUCACAGCCCACUUAAUACUCUUAACUCAUCACUACUUGCCUUUUCCCCACUAGACUGCAGCACCAUUCAUUCAUUCAUUCAAAUAUUUAUUGAGUGUUUACUGUAUGCUGGCCACUCACCUAAAUGCUUGGGAAAGAGCAGUGCAGGAGAUAUUCAUAUAAGGUCCUUGUGUCAUCUCUCAGCCCCACCUCUUAGUCCAGCCACUGUCAUAGCAACCACUUCUACGUGGGCCUCAACCAGCUCUGCACAGGGACAACCUGGCCCAGUCUCACCUCAGAUCUUACCUCUUGCUGCUUGCUCCAGAGCCUCUCUGACACAUAUGCGCCCCAGAAGUGCAGGGGAGUUAAACAUCUGUGUGGGGCACCCUUGACAAAGGAACCAGCAGCUGAGGUAUACAGGCUCCUGUCUCUUCCCCUGAUGGUUCUGAGCCACCAUUCAUAGUCUCCUCAGAAGAUCCUGGGGAUGGCUGACUCAGUAGCACAUCAUUGUAUUGGCUCCUCCUCCUUCUGUGUUCAUGUCCCUUCCCUCACAUCUGCUCCCUGGUAUCACUUUUUAAAUCAACCACCUAUGCACAUAUCUAGUGGGAGAGUCGGACCAUGAACAAGUAAAUAAAUUAUGGUACCAUGUGGGGAGUGAUGGGUGUUCUGAGAGAAAGUAAAAGCUGAGUAGGAGGUAGUGAUGAGCUAUUUUGUCCAUAGUAGUCAGUGAAAGUCUCGAGGUGGUGGCAUUUGAGCAAAAUGAGGGGAGGAACCAAGCUAAGUGGAUAUCGGGAAGAAGCCUCUUUCAGGCAGAGGGAAUGGCUUGUGAAAAGGCCAGGAGGCGUGAAAGAGCUUGGUGAGCUCUAAGAACAGAGAGGUGCUAGAGCUUGUGUGUGAGGGAGAAGGGGGUAGAAAUGGGCAGCAGGAUGGGGGGGCCAGACUACCUGAGACUUUGUAGGCAGUGAUGAAGGCUAGGCAUGCUACUCAGAGUGUUAGGAAGCCCGUAGGGCUUAAGCAGGUGGUUCUGCUAGGACCUCUGCCUAUCCCUGAAGCCUGGAAUUUUGGGUUUUAAUGAGCUUCACACAGAGAAAAUAGAAAAUGAAUACCAGAGCCCUCAAAUGGAGAUUGGAUCUAGACCCCUGUGUAGAAUUAGAACCUGAAAAGACAGCAUCCUGAGUAAAAAGAUGGACUAGGAAAUAACUUCACCCCACAGGGGCCAACAGGACAUGAGCAGAGUGUGUGCAACUUUCUCAGUCGCCAUUUUAAAGGAAAUUGCUUGCUCUCUACUUCCUCUCCUUCCCCUUCUUAUGGGCUUGAAUUUAGAUGUGUUGCUGGUAAAUUGGCUUAGGAUUGACCUAGGGAAUGGCGGAAGAAUAAGUGGGAAAGAAACUGGGUGCUUGAGCAACCUUGCCUUCCUGCCUGCUUCCUCCAAGCCAUCAAUAUGAGAGAAAUAAACUAUAUUGUUUGAACUGUAGUACAUUGGGGUCUAUUCCUUAAUGAAUACACUAAUCUAGAAUUCUGUACCUAGCUAAAUUAUUCAGUAAGUGUGAUGGUAGAAUAAACAAUUUUGUAGACAUACAAAAUCUCAGAACUCAUGCCUCCCAUUCAUCCUUUCUCAGGAAGGUACUGGAGGGCAUGUUCUUCCAAAAUGAGGGCAUAAACCAAAAAGAAAAGGAAGAUAUACAUACAGAAAAUAAGAAAUCUAACACAGGAGAAAGACAAAAGUUAAAGGAAGAUGGUGAAGGGAGAUCCCACAAUGGCAGUGCAACUGCCAUAGAGGACAACCAGUUUAGGUUGGAUCACUAUAGCUUAAAAGACAAAAAUUUCAAGGGCUGGCAUUCCCAUAUCUGUCGCUGAAUUACUGCCUUUCUAACCCCAAAAAGCUACUGGUGAAACAUGCUCCCGUUAUUUUUUUUUUUAAGCAAAUCAAACCAAGAAAGAGUAAGCAAAUCAAGGAAAAGUAAGACAUGUGAUCCAGUAGACAGAAUUCCAAUCAGAGGAAAGGAAGAAAGAAUUCCUAGGAUGACAACAGACUCCCAAGAUGACGGCUCUGCAGCAUGCCUAAGAAGAAAUUAAUCCAAAAAUGAGAAAAAUGGAAUUAUUUAGAAAAUGCCUCCAAGAAAAAGAAGCUCUAGGAAGGUACAAGAAUUGUCAGUGAGUACAAAGAAAAAAAAAAAAAGGCAAUUGUCAACUUUUAGGAAAUGAAAAAAUAAGAAAGGAAAUGAAAUCAUUAUAUAAAAAAUGCUCAGCUAUGAAUAAUUGUGUAGCCAUAAUAUUAGAAACCCCAAAUAUUUAGUUAAAAAAUGAUAAUAUAUUUGAAUGGGGAAGGAGGAGCUGAGGGGAUAGUUGUAUCAGACAGCUAAAUUCUUACCAUAACAAGAAGUCAGUAGAUACAAGUCUAAAAAUCAUUAACCAAAAUAUUGUAGUACAUCCAUAUUAUGUAGAAGUAACUGCCAGAAAUACUCAAGAAGAAAGAGAAAGCCUGGAGAGGGUGUGGAGAAAAGGGAACCCUGCUACGUUAUUGGUGGGAAUGUAAAUUGGCACAAACCACUAUGAAAGACAGUAUGGAGGUUCUUUUAAAAACUAAAAAUAGAGUUACCAUAUGAUCUAGCAAUCCCACUCCUGGGCAUAUAUCUGGAAAAGCUGAAAAUUCUAAUUCAAAAAGAUACAUGCACUCCAAUAUUCAUAGCAGAACUAUUUACAAUAGCCAAGACACGGAAGCAGCCCAAAUGUCCAUCAACAGAUGACUGGAUAAAGAUGAUAAAAUAUAAAAUGGAAUAAAAAAAGAAUGAAAUAAUGCCUUUUGCAGCAACAUGGAUGGACCUAGAGAUUAUCAUACUAAGUGAAGUCAGAGAAAAGACAAAUAUCAUAUGAUAUCACCUGUAUGUGGAAAAUAAAAAAAUGAUAUAAAUGAACUUAUUUACAAAACAGAAAUAAACUCACAGACAUAGAAAACAAACUAAUUGGUACCAAAGGGGUAAGUGGGGGGGUGAUAAAUUAGGACUUUGGGUUAAAAUAUACACACUACUAUAUAGAAAAUAGAUAAACAACAAGGACCUACUGUAUAGCACAGGGAAAUAUAUUUAAUAUCUUGUAAUAACCUAUAAUGGAAAAGAAUCUGAAAAAGAAUAUAUGUAUAUAUGUAACUGAAUCACUUUGCUGUACACCUGAAGCAUUGUAAAUCAACUGUACUUCAAUUAAACAAAACAAACAAACAAAAGAACCUCCCCACAAAGAAAAUAAGGUCCAAGCAGCUUCACUGUAAGUUCUGUCAAACCUUUAGAGGAGACUGAAUACCAAGAUUUCAUGAACUCUUUCAGGACAUGAGAACACGUAACUCAUUUUAUGAUGCCAGCAUUAUACUAACAGGAACACUAGAUAUCACCCAAAAAGCAAGUUAACGACCAAUAUCUCCUUUGAACAUAGGUGCCAAAAUUCUUAACAAAAUAGCAGGUUGAAUCCAGUAAUAUAUUAAAAGGAUAAUACAUUACAACUAAGGGGAGUUUUGCCAAAGAAUGCAGUUAGUUUACAUUGAAAAAUCAGUUUUAUCUACUAUAUUAACAGAAUGUAAGAGAAAAACCUUAUAAUCAUCUCAAGAUGCAGAAAAAGCAUUUGACAAAAUUCAACUCCCAUUCAUAAUAAAAACACUCAGCAAACUAGAAAUAGAAAGGAACUUCCUCAACAUGAUAAAAGUAUCUACGAAAAUCCUGCAGCUAAAAUCAAGCUUAAUGGCGAAAGAUUGAUUGCUUCCCCCAUGAUCAGGAGCAAGGCAAAAAUGUUUGCUGUCAUCACUUUUGUUUUACUUAAGGUCUUAGCCAGUGCAAUAAAACAAGCAAAAGGAAUAAAUGCUAAUGGAUUGGAAAGGAAGAAGUAAAGCUGUCUUUAUUCACAGAUGACAUCAUUGUGUGUGUAAAAAUCUUAAGAAAUCUAUUAGAAAAAGCUACCAGCACUAAUAAGUGAAUUUAGCAAGGUCAUAGGAUACAAGAUCAAUAUACAACAAUAAACUAUACUUCUAUAAUACCAGCAAUGAGCAAUAGGAAAAUGGAAACAUCUACAACAGUAUAAAAUAUGAAAUACUUACGGAUAUAUAUAUAUAUUUUAAACUUCUUAACCGUGAACUCUCAUGCUUUGCAGAGGUCUAAACUCUCAGCACCUUAUCACUACUUACGGAUAUAUUCAACAAAAUAUGUAAAAGAUCUAUAUCUUGAAAACUAUAAAAUCCUGCUGAAAUUAGAGACCUAAAUAAGUGAAGAGUUACACCAUGUUCAUGGACUGAAAGACUUGUUAUUAUUAAGAUGUCAUUUCUCCCAAAAUGAACAUAUAGAUUCAAUGCAAUCCCAACAAAAUACCAGCAGCCUCUUUUAUAGAGAUUGACAAACUGAUUCUAAAAUUUAUAUAGAAAUGCAAAGGACCUAGAAUAGACCAGGAUCUAGAACUCUUUGAAAAAGAACAAGUUGGAGGACUUACUCUACCUGAUUUGAAUACUUACUAUAAAGCUGUAGUAAUCAAGACCUAUGUGGUAUUUGCAGAAAUAUAGACACAGGAAGAGAAUAAAGAAUCCAGAGGUAAACCCAAGUGUAUAUGGUUAAUUAAUUUGGGGGGGGGACUUUCUAUUUAUAGUGUAUUUUUUUUCUUAACUAAGGUUUUUUUUGAUAGACUUUUUUAGAUUCACAGAAAAUUGAGUGGAAAGUACAGACAGUUCCCAUUUACCCGCUGCCCUUCCCCCACACACACACCCACAGACUCCCCCAUGAUCAACAUUCCCCACUAGAGUGGUACAUUUGUUACAACUAAUGAACUUACACUGACAUAUCAUUAUUACCAUAAGGCCAUAGUUUACCUUAGGAUUCACUCAUAGUGUUGUACAUUGUAUAACGUUGUGACAAAUGUGAAAUGACAUGUAUCUACCAUUAUGGCAAUACAGAAUAGUUCCAUUGCUCUAAAAAUCUGUGCUCCACUUCCCUCCCUCUCCCCUCACUCCAGUAAGCACUGAUCUUUUUACUGUCUCCAUUGUUUUGUCUUUUCCAGAAUGUCACAUAGUUGGAACUGUAAAGUAUGUGGCCUUUUCAGAUCAGUUUUUUUCACGUAGCAAUAUGCAUUUAAGUUUCCUCUGUCUUUUCAUGGUUUGAUGGCUCUUAUUAGUGCUGAAUAUUCCACUAUGUAGGUGUAGCACAGUUAAUUUUGUGUGGACUAAGUUUUCAGUUCUUUUGGGUAAAUACCAAGGAGCACAAUUGCUGGAUCAUAUUGUAAGAGUUUGUUUAGUUUUGUAAGAAACCACCAAACUGGAACUUCACUGAUGGAACAGUGGUUAAGAAUCCGCCUGCCAGUGCAGGGGACACGGGUUCGAUCCCUGGUCCGGGAAGAUCCCACAUGCCACAGAGCAACUAAGCCUGUGUGCCACAACUACUGAGCCUGUGCUCUGCCUGCAUGCCACAACUACUGAAACCCACGCACCUAGAGCCCAAGCUCCACAACAAGAGAAGCCACCGCAAUGAGAAGCCCGCACACCGCAACUAGAGAAAGCCCAUGCGCAGCAACGAAGACCCAAUGCAGACAAAAAUAAAUUAAUUAAUGAAUUAAAAAAAAAAACCCACCAAACCGUCUUCCAAAGUGGCUGUACCAUUUUGCAUUCCCACCAGAAAUGAAACGAGUUCCUUUUUUUAAAUAGAUUUAUUUUUUUAAUUUAUUUAUUUUUGCUGCAUUGGGUCUUGUAUGUUUAUGUAUACAUGUAUAUAUAUGUAUAUAUAUAAUAUGUAAGUAAUGUUUUUCUACUCCAGAUGGUAUUGAUAAAAAUUAACUUGUAAGAGAGCUGUAUUUAAUUGGCUUAAAGAAAGGGGGAAAAAAGCUUAUGUAAAUUAAGACUAGUCAAACAAGCAUAUAUUAUCUCUACCAGAUGUUUAACAUUAUAAUGCUAUGAAUUCAACCUAAGAACAAAAUGCACAAUUAAAGUGCACUGUUUG